Closterium sp. NIES-65 is the source of this 2802-nucleotide messenger RNA. Lineage: Eukaryota; Viridiplantae; Streptophyta; Zygnematophyceae; Desmidiales; Closteriaceae. The record is from the annotation of a GenBank genome assembly.
AUGGAGUCCCGCUACUUCGCCCGUCUGAGCGACGCUUGGCGUACAGAGUUUGGCGACGACGCUGAGCUCCCCGACUGGGUGGAGCUGCUUAGGCAGGAGGUAGAUAUCUUUGCUCUUGACUAUGAUGCUAUUCUCACUGCAAUGUAUGCAUUGUCUACUAGUGCCGAGGGAGACUGUCACCUAUGUGUGCCGCCUGACCCCGGUAUCCAGUCAACUGCUCUAGGUGCUGGUGCGUCUCCUGCUCCAGGUGCCAGUGAGGCUGCUGCUCUAGGUGGUCGUGCGUCUCCUGCUCCAGGUGUCGGUGAGGCUGCUGCUCUAGGUGCUAGUGAGUCUCCUACUCUAGGUGCUGGUGAGUCUGCUCUCUCGGGUGCAGCGCGUGCUGCUGUUUUGCACACCUUAACCUUUGACUCGGGUGCUUCCCGCUCCUUCUUUCGAGACCGCACCACCCUCACGCCGCUUAGUCGGCCGGUUGCAGUCUCCCUGGCAGACCCCUCUGGGGGUCCUGUCCUUGUCCACUACUCCAUUGUCCUACCGUGUCCGGCGGCCCCGUGUGGCUCCCUGUCAGGUCUUUACCUCCCCUCGUUCUCUACGAACUUGGUGAGUGGUGCUGACCUACAGGAUGGGGGGGUUGACCAACUCUCCUCUGGCACCACCGCCUUGGUCACCCCUCCCUGCCUCAUCUCCGAGGCAUGGCCUCCCGUGUCCUUGUCUCUGGUCUCCCCCGGACCCUCCCUCCCCUUCCUCCGGGCCUGCCCCUACCUGCGUUCCCUGCGUCAAGGGGCGGCAGCGCACCCCUCCUCACUCCUAGGAGUUUCCUCCGACAGAGGCUCCGCUGCAGACUCUCAUAAUGGACGUGUGGGGCCCAGCCCGCGUCCGUGGACAGGAGGUGGAGAGUUUUCCUCCGAACUUCUGCGAGCCUUCUGUCGUGCGGAGGGCAUCUGCCAGACGUUCAUGCUUCCGGCCUCUCCACAGCAAAACGGGAUUGCUGAGCACCGCAUUGGCAUGGUCAUGGACGUCGCUUGUACGUCCAUGAUCCAUGCGGUUGCUCCCCAUUUUCUGUGGCCGUUCGCAGUUCAGUACGCGGCGCAUCAGAUCAUCCUUCACCCCCGGGUCUCCAUGCCGGAGACCUCCCCUACUCUGCGGUGGACGGGGAAGGUUGGCGAUGCGUCUGCGUUCCGUGUCUGGGUAUCUCGAGCUUUUGUGCGCGAAUUAUCUGCGAACAAGCUGUCCUCCCGUGCUGUUCCUUGCAUCUUCCUUGGCUCCCCCCUUGACGCGCCUGGUUGGCAGUUCUACCACCCCACCUCGCGCCGUGUUCUGUCCUCCCAGGACGUCACGUUUGACGAGUCGGUUCCUUACUACCGUCUCUUCCCCUACCGCGCUGCCCCCCUCCCCCCCCCCGCCGCUCUUCCUCGCGCCAGGUCCCCCCCCGGUAGACCCCCUCCGCCUUCAGGGUCCUGCCCCCUCAGCCUGAGCGUGCGGAGUCUUGGGGUGCUGGGUCUGGGGGUGCUGAGCCUGGGGGUUCUACGUCUUGGGGUGCUGAGCCUGGGGUUGAUGAGUCUGGGGUGCUUCGUCCCGGCGGGAGCUACCUUCUCCCCAGGAGCUGCGCAAGUGGUUUGCUGGCGCUGGAGCCGUGCUGCUGCAGCUGGUGGUGCUGCUGGCGCUGGAGGUUCUGCUGCUGCUGGAGGUCCUACUACUGCUGGGGGUUCUGGAGCCACGGGUCCCGGAGGUGCUCGUACUGGAGGUACUGGAGCUGCUGGGCCUGGUCGUGCUCCUCGUGCUGGAGCUGCUGGCGGUGCUGGCGCUGGAGGUGCUGCUGGCGUAGGUGCUGCUGGAGGUACUACUAGAGCUGGAGCUGCUGUGUCUUCCGGUGGUCCUGCUGGAGCUGGAGCUGCUGGAGGUGCUGGAGCUGGAGGUGCUGAUGGAGCCGGUGCUCUUGUGUGUGCUGGAGUUGGCGCUACUGGAGAAGCUGGUGGUGCUGCUAGAGCUGGUGGAGCUGCUGGAGUUGGAGCUAAUGCUGGGGGUGCUGGUGCUGUCCCUGCUGGUUCUGGGGGUGCUCCGCGGCUGCGGCCGUACUUUGUUCCGCUCCUUGAGCAGGUUCUUGGUCUCCCGCCUUCUACUGGUCCUGCUCAUUCCUUAGAGUGUCCACCGCCUGUCCAGUCCGAGUCACAGUUACAGCUGGCCUCCCCUAUGCCUGCUGCUUCUCCGUACACUGGUCCUACUGGAGGUCUUGCUGAGCAUCGUAAGCCUGAGUCUCGUCCUGCGUCGCCUCUUCGUGCUGCUCGCACUGGUCGUCGUGUUCUGUGUCAGCGUCCUCCUGCGGUCUUAGGCACGCACCAGAUGGCACUGCGUCCUUCCACUACUCCACAGCGUGUCCCGUUGCCGUCUCCUCCAGAGUCCUCUCUUCCUGCUCUUGCUGACCCGGAGUCUGACUCCCUUCAUGCUGCCAGUCCUACUGUCACGCGUCUUCUGGCUACUGUUGUUACUGACCCUUCCUUUGAGUCCACUGCUGCGUCAACCUUAGUUGCUGAGCUUGUCGACUUCGCUGCUCACUGUCGUAUAGACAACACCGUGAGUCUUGUUGCUGAGUCUGAGUCUGUCAGUCCUUCGUCCGUCGGGGGUGAGUGUGCUCUUAGCACGGACGUCCUUGAGGACAGGCAGGAGGAGUUCCAGUAUUUUGCUGCUGCUUUACCUCAUAUCGUGUCCAUGCUGCUUGCCCUUGAGGGAGACCCGGAUGCACCAGGCAUCCCGACCCCACGCUCUUACGUAGAGGCGAUACAGGGUCCCUACUCCUCUCAGUGGUAG